AUGCAGGGAGGAGACUCGCGAAGCCUCACGGAGCCGCCGUUCAUCGCGCGUGUGAGCGUCUCCAUCAAGAGGAAAUGGCAGUAUCUGUUGGACAAGAGCACUAUCCAUGUGUACGGACGUUGGGGUGUGGCACUGGGCCUAUUGGCGCUCUACCUCGUGCGCGUGUUCUACCUCAACGCUUUCCACAUCGUGACCUAUGGCCUGGGUAUCUACCUGUUGAACCUGUUCAUUGGCUUCUUGUCACCGCAGAUGGACAUGGAGAGUGACGGCCCGCUACUACCGCACAAGCAGAGCGAGGAGUUCCGGCCGUUCACACGCCGCGUACCUGAAUUCCAGUUCUGGUACUCGACAUUCAAGGCCACCAUCGUGUCGCUGCUCAUGACGCUCAGCAGCGCCUUUGACGUGCCUGUCUUCUGGCCGAUCCUGCUCAUCUACUUCAUCGUGCUCUUCGCGCUCACCAUGAAGCGCCAGAUUAAGCACAUGUGGAAGCACAACUACGUCCCAUGGGACCAUGGGAAGCAGGUCUACAAGGGCAAGAAGAACGCCAAAUAG
Phytophthora nicotianae INRA-310 is the source of this 552-nucleotide messenger RNA. RefSeq lists its product as hypothetical. The coding region runs from base 1 to 552 and encodes 183 amino acids. Gene Ontology annotation, cellular component: Golgi membrane. The transcript has 2 exons. Gene Ontology annotation, biological process: protein retention in ER lumen; retrograde vesicle-mediated transport, Golgi to endoplasmic reticulum. NCBI's taxonomy places the organism in Eukaryota, Oomycota, Peronosporomycetes, Peronosporales, Peronosporaceae. The record is from RefSeq and is a predicted model, not a curated record.